This is a messenger RNA of Puccinia graminis f. sp. tritici CRL 75-36-700-3, 1077 nucleotides long. RefSeq lists its product as uncharacterized. The transcript is spliced from 2 exons. The coding region runs from base 1 to 1077 and encodes 358 amino acids. NCBI's taxonomy places the organism in Eukaryota, Fungi, Basidiomycota, Pucciniomycetes, Pucciniales, Pucciniaceae. The record is from RefSeq and is a predicted model, not a curated record.
AUGGACGAACCAAGCGAAACAACGACUGAAUCGGUCAUCCAGGAACUGAAGCGCUUGACUGAAAGAUACGACCAGAGCAUAGAGCUAGCUGAGCCGGAUGGUCAUGAACCCAUCCCGACCAUAACCAGAAAUGGUCUACACCUGAGCUUGCGGGAGAUCCAGAAUAGUCGACAAGGACUAUCGGCCGAUGAAAUCAAGACCAGGAAUGAGCUCAUACUCGAGCUCAAGACCAGCUACCUACCCUCCUUGGAACACCAACUCCUCGAUCUCUUGAACUCAAUCCUAGGACUACGUCACCCCACACCAACACAUCUCGAUCUUCAGAAGACUCUAGAGAUCAUAUCCCAACUCGGCCAUACCAUCGAUCAAAUCAACCUCUUCAUCCAUUCCAUCCAUAUCCCUGCCGCCGCAUAUAAUCCCUCCACACCGACCUAUAUGAGCUCCAAUGACCAUGAGUACGGGGAUGUGAAGAGCUACAGAGCUUGGGAAUUGAUCUGCAAACUCGACGAGCUAUUCAGAACUCACAUCUCAUCCCUAUUCCAGCACCAUAUCUCAUUCCUUCGAAUCCAGCCACAACGCAGAUCGAAGACGAUCACUCGAGCAGCAAGGGAAACACUAAUCGAUGCAACCGAUGAAUCCUCAGCAAUGAUCCGACUGCUCAUCGACUGGUCCAAUCGAUCCGAUUUCAGUCUGCUCCAAGUUGACUGGCGAAGGCUCGGGUCUAAUCUCGACUUCACUCUCCAGAACUUCCCCCCCAAGUUCCUCGCUAUCGACCUGCCCUCAAAACCACCCACAAAAGAUGAUACUCAAUCAAUCCAAGAUGAUCAACCCGAACAAGACCUUCAAUCAAACCUUGAUCAGCAUGACUCGGCUCAAUCAAACCUUGAUCAGCAUGACUCCGUAGUAGGACUGAACAAGAACCUUCGACCAACGAAGAUAUUCCACGCUCUCAUACCAGUCCUCCAGCCAAUGAUCAUCAUCAUCAUCAAGAAUCUUCUACCAGACUCCCCACGCAAGAUGAGAUCCCACCCCGCCAGAUUCAACUCGUCAAAGCCGUCAUCCCGCUCCUCAAGCUAA